Carcharodon carcharias (great white shark) is the source of this 1419-nucleotide messenger RNA. It is a transcript of the gene txndc15, whose product is annotated as thioredoxin domain containing 15. The record is from RefSeq and is a predicted model, not a curated record. Bases 133 to 1212 code for a protein of 359 amino acids. NCBI's taxonomy places the organism in Eukaryota, Metazoa, Chordata, Chondrichthyes, Lamniformes, Lamnidae. The transcript is spliced from 5 exons. Gene Ontology annotation, biological process: cilium assembly. Gene Ontology annotation, cellular component: cilium.
AAUCAGAGGUUGCGCGCUAGCAAGUUAUUAUGCGCCUAUCUCCGGCCCGUCACGGGUCACGGCGCUGAUGCCACUCUGAGCAUGGAGGCCUUCAUCCCCAUCACUUAAUGCUGUCUCCUGUUAGUGGACAGAAUGGGCAGCUUUGGGGUGAAAGCGAUUUUAUUCAUGGCCUUGCUGACCGUUACAAGAGUGAGCGCGAACGCUGAAGUUCAAAGAGAUGGUAGUCCUUCAAAACAUCUGUCUGCGGAAGAGAGUGAUAUAAUUUCCAAUUCAGCCAGUGAUGUUGAAGUUGAAAGAAUGGAUGAGCAAACUAAAAGAAAAAUACAGUUUCCAACAGCAGAAAUUGCUGAUGCUGUUCUGGGAACUGGAAUUCCUUCUAAUCAAGAAGCAAUAUUGUCUCUUAUUCAGAAUAUUAAAAAUGAACACACUGCCUUUGAAGACAAAGAUACUCCCUGUACAGAUGUGAGUGGAGAUAAUGGAGAAUGCAGUGUUGCAGAGGAGAUAUUUCCUUCCCUUACAUAUAUCCCAUCUGGUAGUCAGGAGGGAGAGCUGCUUGGAGAGAGAGAAACUGGCAUUCUGGAACCAGUGCAAGUUGAGAACCCAGCAGCAGCAGAAGAAGCAAAUGCUACUGAAACAGCCAGAGCACCAAAAGUAAACUGUGAUGAAAGAAAUAUGACUGGAUUAGAGAACUUCAUUGUCCAAAUUCUUAACAACACACAAGACCUAAUGGAAUUCCUGAAUGCCAAUGGCACUGAUUGCUCUGUAGUCCUUUUCUACACACCAUGGUGUCGGUUCUCUGCAGACCUUGGUCCACAUUUCAAUGCACUUCCACGUGCUUUCCCCUCGCUGCAGUUUCUGGCACUGGAUGCAUCUCAGCAUAGCAGCCUUUCUACUAGGUUUGGUACUGUAGCUGUUCCCAACAUCCUCUUGUUCCAAGGUGUCAAGCCAAUGGCCAGGUUUAACCAUACCGACAGAACACUCCCAACAUUGAGAGCUUUCAUCUUUAAUCAAACUGGCAUAGAAGCAUAUGGCACCAUUGAAGUGACGGAACAAGAUCUAAGCGGUCCACUUCCCAGUGUUGCAGUGAGAGGCAUUGACUGGCUGCUUGUCUUCUCUGUGUUGUUUGUCUGUGUUUUUUUAGUUUAUGGUACAGUACAGUCAGAUAGUAUCAAGUGGUUGAUCACAGGACAAGAGCAUGAACACCAGGACUGAACUCAUACAGACGUUGGUCACAACCUACCACAAAGAGAAGCUGCACCAGACACCUUGGGCAGCAGUGGAAGAUGCUCAUAAAUGAGUCAGCUUUUUUAUCACCAAAUUGCUCUGUUUGUUCUGCAGCAUUUAAAUUAUGGAUAUAAAUAUUCAGUAAUUAAGGCUGAUUUGUUAGUUAUGAAUAAAUACGAAGUAUUUUCCAAACUA